CAUUAAAAACUGUAGUAGUUUGAGAAAUAUUACUAUUAUUAACUAUGGCUAAAGAUCAAUUACAAGUACUAAAUGCUCUUGAUGUUGCUAAAACACAAUUGUAUCAUUUUACAGCAAUUGUAAUAGCAGGAAUGGGAUUUUUCACUGAUGCAUAUGACCUUUUCUGCAUUUCACUUGUGACUAAAUUACUCGGUCGAAUUUACUAUCAUCAUGAGGGUGAUAAUAAGCCAGGGAUUCUCCCUCCAGGUAUCUCAGCUGCAGUGAAUGGAGUCGCGUUUGUUGGGACACUAUCGGGUCAAUUGUUCUUCGGGUGGUUAGGUGAUAAAAUGGGAAGGAAAAGAGUAUAUGGAAUGACUCUCAUGAUCAUGGUUAUUUGUUCGAUUGCAUCAGGGCUGUCUUUUGGUAAGACCUCUAGUGGUGUGAUUGCUACGUUAUGUUUCUUUCGAUUUUGGCUUGGUUUUGGUAUUGGUGGCGAUUACCCUUUAUCAGCAACGAUCAUGUCUGAAUACGCUAAUAAAAAGACUCGUGGAGCUUUUAUAUCUGCAGUAUUCGCGAUGCAAGGAUUUGGGAUUUUGACAGGAGGGAUUGUUGCACUUGUUGUUAGUGGCUCGUUUAAAAACGCGUACCCUGCUCCAAUUUAUUCUGUUAAUAAUGAAGGUUCAACCCCUCCUGAGGCUGAUUUCGUAUGGAGAAUUAUACUUAUGUUUGGUGCUAUACCGGCUUUGCUUACUUACUAUUGGCGUAUGAAGAUGCCUGAGACAGCACGUUACACAGCUUUGGUAGCUAAGAAUGCUACAAAAGCUGCUUCCGAUAUGAGUAAAGUGUUGAAUGUUGAAAUUGAAGCAGAGAAAGAGAAGAUUGUUGAGACACAGGGGAAUAGUUUCGGGCUGUUUACUAAGGAGUUUCUUCAUCGUCAUGGACUGCAUUUGCUUGGAACAACUAGUACAUGGUUUUUACUAGAUAUCGCGUUUUAUAGUCAGAAUCUAUUUCAGAAGGAUAUAUUUAGUAAAAUUGGAUGGAUACCUCAUCCAGAGACGAUGAACGCGUUGGAUGAGGUAUUCAAAAUUGCAAAGGCACAGACUCUUAUUGCUCUUUGUAGUACAGUACCUGGUUACUGGUUUACAGUUGCAUUUAUCGAUAGAAUGGGUAGAUUUGCGAUUCAAUUGAUGGGGUUUUUCUUCAUGACAGUGUUUAUGUUCGCGUUAGCCAUACCAUACAAUCAUUGGACUAAAAAGGAAAAUAGAAUUGGUUUUGUUAUCAUGUAUUCACUAACCUUUUUCUUCGCGAAUUUUGGUCCAAAUGCUACAACGUUUGUUGUGCCCGCGGAGAUUUUUCCAGCUAGGUUGAGAUCAACGUGCCACGGGAUAUCAGCUGCAGCUGGGAAAGCUGGUGCUAUUGUUGGUGCAUUUGGUUUUCUGUAUGCUGCUCAAUCUACUGAUCCAUCUAAAGUCGAUACGGGUUAUCCUACUGGAAUUGGUGUGAAAAAUGCACUUAUUGUGUUAGGUUGUGUGAAUUUUCUUGGAAUGUUGUUCACAUUAUUAGUGCCAGAAUCAAAAGGAAGAUCAUUGGAAGAAAUGUCAAAGGAAAAUGAAGGAGAAGAAGAAAUAACUAAAGGGGAAAAUGCACAAACUAUUCCAGUUUCCGUUUAAUACAUAAAUACGUCAUUUAAGAUCGUGCAAAGAGCUUUUGAGGCUCUUUAGUAAAGCUUUAUGUUCUUUGUUUUUGUAUGUUACGAUGAAAUAAUCAUCUAUUCUUUUUUGGUUUGUGGUUUUUUUUUCUUCCUUCUUGUGUAAUUCUGCUAAUCUUUGAUGCAGGAGCUUUUGAUUUUCUUUAUGUUAUAAUAAAAAUAAAUUCAGUA
Messenger RNA from Solanum lycopersicum (tomato), 1858 nucleotides. It is a transcript of the gene PT3, whose product is annotated as phosphate transporter 3. The record is from RefSeq and is marked validated. Gene Ontology annotation, molecular function: phosphate transmembrane transporter activity. Gene Ontology annotation, biological process: transmembrane transport; phosphate ion transport. Lineage: Eukaryota; Viridiplantae; Streptophyta; Magnoliopsida; Solanales; Solanaceae. Gene Ontology annotation, cellular component: membrane.